AUGGCUCAUGGUUGUCCCUAUUUCGACAUUGACUACGUUCCCCUUUCUGAAUACAUCCCUCCGCUCGGGGUGUCAGUUGAUAAUGACACAUGUGAUGAUUUUAAUAUCAUCAAGGUCCAUGGGGCAAACAGAUACGGUAUCCUGCUAAAAAUUAUUCAAGCUAUGAGCGAUUUAGACCUCAUCAUCUCAAAGUCCUACAUUUCAUCGGAUGGCAGUUGGUUCAUGAAUUCUUUUCAUGUUACCGAUCCCCAAGGUCACAAAAUUAAAGAUUUCAAUCUCAUACAAUAUAUGCAAGAUUCUCUCAAUCUCGUUCAAAAAGAAAAAGGAUCUUGCAGCACAACUCAGGUCAAAAUCAGAAACGGCAACAUAGUCACUGUUAACCAUUUUGGCUCCGAUUGCGCCACCCUUGAAAUUACAUUCUUUGAUCGCCCGGGAAUCUUCUCUGAGAUUUGCACCUUGCUUUUCGAGCAUUCUUAUUUCGUAGACUCGGGCGAUUUAUGGACCUAUAAUGGAAUUGCCGCUUGCGUCCUCUAUAUAAAAGAGCAAGACAAUGUAGGGCGACACAUCAUGGAUGAAGAUAGAUUGGAUUAUUUGGGAGAGUAUGUGGCGAGCAUUUUAGAUGCACGACACUCUCCUGGUGAGCUAUUUACAGUGGAAAUAAAAAACCCCCCAGAUCGUCAAAUUCAUACGGAGCGUCGAUUACAUCAAAUGAUGAAUAAGUAUAUGGAUUAUGAUGUCAAAACAUUAUCAUUAUCAAUCAAGAGUGAUCAAUCGACCUUGGCUACCACUAAGGAAGCUAAAAGGAAUUUUGGAGGUGUUGCUGAAGGCAAUGUGGAGCGCUUGCCACAAGUUUUGAUUGAGAACUGGCAAUAUAGAGAUUACUUGGUUUUGAAUGUGAGUAGAGAUCGACCUAAGCUUAUAUUUGAUAUAGUGUGCACUCUGACAGAUCUUAAUUAUGAUAUAUUUCAUGGCUCCAUUUGCUCUGAAGAUGAUGUGAUAGUUCAGAAUCAGAGCUCAAGAAGAACACCAAUCGUGGUUUAG
Molecule: messenger RNA, 1041 nt
Organism: Phalaenopsis equestris
Lineage: Eukaryota; Viridiplantae; Streptophyta; Magnoliopsida; Asparagales; Orchidaceae
Product: ACT domain-containing protein ACR3-like
Exons: 4
Coding region: 1-1041 (346 amino acids)
Source: RefSeq, a predicted model, not a curated record